AUGGCCAAUUUCUCUGUACUUAUCAAGUUUGAGUCUGAAGAGGACCGGGAAACAUAUUUUGCCAAUCUUGGUCCCGAUGCUCAAGGCCCGCCAACUGUUGGUACCAAAGUCAGCGCGGUCAAGUCGUUACAUGACUUGACGGAUAACCAUGAGACCAGAACAGUAACAAUUCGUCGUCUCACCUUGACAUCGGUUCCUCCUCUAUGGACCAAACCAGCUGCGUCCCUUGCAAACCCAGACGAAGACAUCCCAAUCAAUGACUUCUGCGCAAAGAGUCUUCCAGACUACGAGGGCGAGCUUGUAUUUGUCACCUCUAAACAAUGUCGCGACAUAUCUCCCAAGGAAGCCAAGGACUACAUCCUGGGUUACACCGUAGGAAACGAUGUUUCCUGUCGCAUGUACCAGCUUCCCAAGCAUUCUGCCGGUCAAUUCUUUUUCGCUAAGGCUUUCGACAAGUUUGCCCCUAUUGGUCCUGCUUUGAUCAGCCCAGCCAUAUUUGGUGAUGGUUCAGGCUUUUCAGUAGAAGCAAAGGUCAAUGGAGAGGUCAGGCAGGUAGCGGAGUUCAAGAAGGAUAUGGUGUUCUCGCCAGAGCAGAUUCUUAGCCAUAUGAGUCAAGGAACAACCAUACCGGCUGGUACAGCGGUCAUGACUGGAACGCCCGCUGGAGUCGGUGCCUUCCAUAGUCCCAAGGUGUUUCUCAAAGAUGGCGAUGUCCUUGAAGUCACUAUGGCGCGGGUUGGAACGUUGCGGAAUGUUAUCAAGUUUCAGUAA
Messenger RNA from Fusarium oxysporum Fo47, 771 nucleotides. Its product is annotated as fumarylacetoacetate hydrolase family protein. The transcript has 4 exons. The record is from RefSeq and is a predicted model, not a curated record. The coding region runs from base 1 to 771 and encodes 256 amino acids. Gene Ontology annotation, molecular function: acetylpyruvate hydrolase activity. NCBI's taxonomy places the organism in Eukaryota, Fungi, Ascomycota, Sordariomycetes, Hypocreales, Nectriaceae.